This is a messenger RNA of Dreissena polymorpha, 3834 nucleotides long. Its product is annotated as calsyntenin-1-like. The transcript is spliced from 19 exons. Gene Ontology annotation, biological process: homophilic cell-cell adhesion; positive regulation of synaptic transmission; positive regulation of synapse assembly. Lineage: Eukaryota; Metazoa; Mollusca; Bivalvia; Myida; Dreissenidae. Bases 90 to 3044 code for a protein of 984 amino acids. Gene Ontology annotation, molecular function: calcium ion binding; kinesin binding; amyloid-beta binding. The record is from RefSeq and is a predicted model, not a curated record. Gene Ontology annotation, cellular component: postsynaptic membrane; cell surface.
CAGCCAUUUGUAUCAAUACACAUUUGUUGUGAAGACAAUAUAAACAUAAAUAGGAUUCAGGGUUAAAGAAAUCGUUUAUAGGGAUCGUUAUGGAUAAACGUCUUGUUUUAUUCGUUUACAUCGUUUGCUUUGGAUUAGUCAGUUCUACGUCAGAGCCAAAUGCGUAUGCACCUGAGAUAAUUUCCUCGGUGUUUAACAGCCGCGAUAUUCCACUGUUCCAAGGUACAGUGAGGGAGGAUGAGACAGUGGUGCAUUUGGAGCCACAGCUGUUUGCCCGGGACAAUGACACAGUCGGCUCAGCGCGCCUGAUUUGCCGCUAUGAGAUUGUCUCCAACAUCAAGAAAAUUCCGUUUGUGAUUGAGGUGAAGAAUAGAGAGACAGGAGAGGGUCUGUUGAAAGUGCAUGAAGGGGAAAGACUCAGCUAUGAGAAGAGGAAAACCUACAAGUUCAACAUAUUUGCCUUUGAUUGUGUGGACCCACCAUACGAUAAAAAAUCUAGCAGGGCCGUAGUCACAGUGAAGGUGGUGGCAGCAGACAGAUCAGCCCCUGUGUUUGAGAAGACCACGUACAACGCUGACCUACAGGAGGGGGUCCUGUCACAGAACAUCACUCAGGUUAAAGCCAUAGACAGGGAUGCGGCCGCAGAGAACAGUGCAAUCUGCGGCUAUGACAUCGUCAGUGAUGAAGCACCAUUCACUAUCACCAGCAAUGGCAUCAUCAAGAACACAAAAGCUAUUUACCACAAGGAUGCAUAUAACUAUAUUCUGAAGAUUCGUGCGCGAGACUGUGCAGGCAAGGUGUCCGAGCCUGCGUACGUGAACAUCAUCGUCAAGGAGACGUGCACCAAUGGAUGGACAGAUUUCCCCGACCACAUCGAAUACACGCCAGGGUCGGAGUAUAAAUACCUGACAGACUCUGCCCGACUGCAUGUGUGUGCAGGCUCAUGCGUGAUUGACCGAGUCUCAGUGAGGGUCAACCUGGCCACCAAUCACAUCGGCAAGGGCUGCGAUAGGGACACCUACAGCAUACUGUCGCAGAGGAAAUUAUGUGGUGCUAGCGAUGAAAGUGUUGACCUGCUACCUACUGCUACGCUCGCGUCCAAUUGGACAAAUGUGGUUCCCUCAGAUGACGGAAAUGACGGCGACAGAAUAUUCGCAUUUGACGGAAAGUCUCACCACGUUGUGGUCCCGGACGCGUACACAGACCACCACCUGGACUCACACUUCACAAUCUCCACAUGGAUGAAGCAUUCUGGGCAUGAUGACCUGGUUACCAAGGAUACCAAACCACAUCACCAUGGCAACAAGGAGCACCUGCUCUGCAUGUCAGAUGGCGAUGGCAUGAACCGUCACCACUAUGCGCUGUUUGUACACAACUCCAAGCUGGUGUUCCUGCUGCGCAGGGAGAGUUCUGACCCUGCUGACCUUGAGGUCUUCAAGCCGGCCGAGUGGCGCUGGCUUCUGGACGAGGUCAACGACGGCAGGUGGCACCACUAUGCCCUCAGUAUGUACUUCCCAGAGCUACGUCUCCUGGUAGAUGGGAAGGUGGUAGAGGCCAACCAGGACAACUUUGAGAUGCUGGAUGACUGGCCCCUUCACCCCACUGACAAGGUCCACUACAGCAAGCUGGUUAUAGGGGCCUGCUGGAAAGGCCUAGAUGAGACAUUUGCUGACCACUUCCAAGGCUAUCUGGCCGGACUGUCCUUGUUGAAGGGUCGUACGGAGAGUGACAAGGUCAUACAGUGCCUCAACAACUGUCAGGAGAACCUAGAGUUUACUGAUCUAGAGAACAUGCCAAGUGGAACGUCUGUCAGUUUCAAUAGUGAGAAGACAGAGUUCACCAUUACGGGACACAACGCUUCUGACGUUGAGAAACUCGUGCACAAGGUGGCAUACAUCAACAACCGUAACUUCCCCACCCCCGGCCGUAGGAAUCUCAACAUCAGGACAAGCUUUCAUUGUGGAGAUACAGAGGAGAUCCUUCCGCUACUUGAGACGUACAUAUUCGUAGAGCACUCUAACAGGCCUAUCAUCACAAUGUCUGGCAAGCAGGUCGUCAUGGGAUACAGGGACACACUUGAGACAGGCCUUGAUAUCUUUAGGGAUGUGAAUAUCCAUGUUGACUUCAUGCUGUUAACAAACGGAGAGGAGAACAGGAAUGACACCGAUAGCGAGGAGGAGGAGAUUGGCAAUGACACCUCACCACCCAAACAACAGACUGAUGUGAAGUCUAAAAACGUGCCUGUUGUUCACUCAGGAGGCUCCAGUGAAGACCCCUCCAGUCACUUCCUGCUCGACAUGUGCACACUGCGGGCAGAGCCUGUGCUGGACUUCUAUGUGGAACACCUCGAGCUACCCAAGAGAGACAUCAAGGACUUCAACAUGAAACUGGAGGGAAUUGAGACCGCAGCUGGACUGGUCAUCCUAAAUGCCGACACUAUUGCUAACUACCUGACUGUGAUCAGACACAUCCGAUACGUGCACACCCAUGCAGACAACCUUCACAUGCGUAACUUCGUCCUCUCCUGUUCCUCGCAGAGCGGCAGAUUUGUGAGCAACGAAUUAAGUGUGUCGGUUGGUUCUCUGGAGAGAGAUACGGAAGAGCCUCGAGUGGUACCAGUUGCUAGGAUACAGAGUAAUGGUGCCCAGCAGUCCAUCCAGGAUCCCAAGUUCAGUCACACCUUACAGGGAGCUGCAGGCACAAAUUUUGGCAUGGUGGCUAUCAUAGUAGUGUGUGUUGGUUUCCUACUGUUCAUGAUUGUCCUCGGUGUCCUGCGUAUACGGGCGGCACACCACAGACGGCGCCCUGCCAAUGAGAGUGGUCAGGAAAUGGAGUGGGACAACUCGGAACUCAACAUCAUUGUGAACCCCAUUGAUCAGGAGUUGUUUGAAUAUGAAGAGAAUCCACGCAAAUCCACACUGCCAGAUGACAGUGACACUGAUGAUGAUGUAAGCGACGGUUUCCAUGACGACGGGAACGAAUCUUCAGAGGAAGAGGCGGAGACUUACAAGAAGACCCUUGAAUGGGACGACUCGGCUUACUAGUGCGGGAAUUACUUCAGAAUGUUCUUUAUUAAUUAUCUCAUAAAAAUAUAACAGCUUUCAUAUGUUAGAAUUAUUGUUGACCCAGCCUAUGAGUGGGAAAAUUAUUUCAGAAUGGUCAAUGUUACUUGUCUCAUCUUAAACAAAACUGCUUUCAUCAGCAGGAAUUGUUAAAAGCUUUAAAAGCGCUCUUAUGAUAAUUGAAUCUUAUGGAAGGUUGUGAUUUCUCAUCCCUUCAGCUACUUGCUUUUCUCUCAAUACCUUUAAAUUGAUGUAUUUCCAAGUUGAGUUUGUUUGUACCCUCAAAUAAGAAACCUGGAAUGGAACAACUCUGCCUUCUAGUGCUAUAAAUUAGGACACAAUGGUUGUUGUUGGUUAUCUCAUUAGAAACAGCUUUUAUAAGCAGGAAUUGUUAAAAGCUAGCAAUCUUAUCUUUUACCACAUAUUGUUAGUAGUCCCAUAGAAAUUCUAAUUAAAUUAAAUACUGCUCUGGCUAGAUUCAAGUUUUUGAGGCUCCAUUCCCAUACUGAUGAGCAACAAACACUAUAAAUCUGAACAGUCUGUAAGCUACUCCAGAGCUGUUCUGGUUUCAUAUAGCCAUGUUCCCCUAUCUUCUGAGUGGGAAAGGUAUAAGCUUAAAAGAAAUCUUGUGAAAAAUGAAAACAUAAACUUAUCAUCUUAUUUAGGGUUGUGCAUUCUCUUUGCUCUGGCUUAUUGUUACACUCCCAUAUCAAUUUAUGAAACUUGCAAAAAGACUCCCAUAUCCAAUGAUGAAACUUGCAAAAAGACUCCC